GGGCCCACAUCUUUCCAGUGUUCCAUCAUCAUGGCAUCUACAGCAAGAUCUCUGGCUACGUGCAUAUUCUGCAAGAUUAUUAAGGGUGAAAUACCAAGUUACAAACUAAUUGAAACUGAGUUAUCGUUCUCUUUCCUUGACAUUGGUCCUCUAUCCAGGGGUCAUGCCCUGAUCAUUCCGAAAGAUCAUGCUGUCAAGAUGCACGAGCUUCCAGAUGAGUAUCUGGCAGACGCUAUGCCCAUUGCAAAGAAGAUUGCUCAGGCGCAAGGUCUAGAGAACUAUAACAUUCUCCAGAAUAAUGGAAGAAUUGCACACCAGGAAGUUGACCACGUACACUUCCACGUCAUCCCAAAACCAACUGCCGGUGAUGAUGAAGGACUUGUCAUCGGCUGGCCGACAAAGCAGUUACCCAAGGAUGAGAUGGUCAAGAUUUAUGAAGAGAUCAAGGGAAAGUUGUGAUUGCAGGUGGUAACAUAAGCUAAGCUGAAGUGUAUGAAUAAAACGGCAAGAACUGGCUGAAAAUGAGGUGUUCCCAUAUUCUAGAGAUGAGAUGGAGUGAUUUUGAUAUCUCUGAAGGCCUGAUGUGUGGCUGCACUGGCUGUGUAACGCACCCGGGAAUGUGCCAGGUACACUUGACCCCCUGUUUUCAUUUCGGGCUACGGCACAUGGUUGUACCCAGUGGUCCGGCAAUAUCAG
This is a messenger RNA of Serpula lacrymans var. lacrymans S7.9, 696 nucleotides long. RefSeq lists its product as uncharacterized. The transcript is spliced from 7 exons. Gene Ontology annotation, biological process: nucleotide metabolic process. The coding region runs from base 31 to 459 and encodes 142 amino acids. Lineage: Eukaryota; Fungi; Basidiomycota; Agaricomycetes; Boletales; Serpulaceae. The record is from RefSeq and is a predicted model, not a curated record. Gene Ontology annotation, molecular function: catalytic activity.